AUGAACGCUUGUACCCUACCCAUCAUUCCUCCGCCGGCGGAUGUCGAGAUGUCCUUGGACGACGACGAUUGCCAAGACAGUCCACACGAAGACUACCGCGAGUUAUUGAAUGACGAACGCUGUGUUCAAUUCCUCGAUCAAGGCUCCUGCCACAACCAUCCUGAUAAUACCACGCCCGACAGACUCCUCAUAUGGCAAGCCAAUCUCAAGAAAUGCGACACGAGAGUGAAAGCCCUCUGCACCGAGAUCGACAGGCGACUAUAUGGAGAGUCUCCCCGCCCCCUCCCCCAAGUCAUUGCCGUACAGGACCUCUGUUACAAACAGGCCUUCCAUGGUAUCCCUGGAUAUCAUGUCUGGUACCUCUCUGACGGCCAGUUCACCGCAGGGGACUACGACCCUGACGCACAACAUAAAAAGUGGGCUAAGAUCAUUGAUAAGUGCCUCGAGGCCCUCGAGCGUGCCGAGGUCGCCAUCAACGUGAGCCAACCUUGGCUGCGCCCUACGUCUACCACAACUCGGCAGGCAAAUCACACUUUUACCUUCUCACACGAUACCCUGUCCAGCCUCCGCGAGAUUACCUUUGCGAACGAAGACACCGCUGAUAUAGCCAAGUCUGUCCUGUUAUGCGUCUCAAAGACGCUCACGACUGUACAGAAUAAAGUCACAGAGUCUUUGAGGUCCUGCUCAGAUGCUCCUGCGCCACUUGUCUCCGCCGAGAAAGCAUUCUCUUCUGUUCAGAAAAGUCUUUUCACUGGAGUCCAUAGCCUCUCCGACAAGAGCUUCCAGUUCAAAGCCACACCCAAGAUGCACAGCGUCGGCUUCUAUGUACACAACUCUAUACCGACUACUUCGUGGAGAGUCAAGACCUGCAAAGGUGCGAACAGGGAACUGCUUGCUACCCUUGAGAUUGCCACUGCUACGGAGCCUCUGGCCAUUCACAACGUUUAUAACCACGUCAACAGACUCAACGUCAACCGUUUACUCUCCUACCUGGACUCGUAUGCAGGUCACAGCAUUCUUCUUGGGGACUUCAACUACCAUCACAAGGACUGGAACGGCGGUCGAAAGACGGAGACGAGCACGUCGGGCAACAAGUUUGCCGAAGGCGUCAAGGCACGCAACUACAUACUGAAGACCAAGGAAGGCGCAAUCACCUACUCCAACUCCAGCGAUGAAACGAAGCGCAGCUCGACUAUAGAUCUGACCUUUGCCAAGGGGUCGGUCAGCGAGUCGGUCGGGUACUGCGAAGUACUCCAAGUGCCAGGGUUCCUCAGUGACCAUCGUGUCAUUGAAACAUCGGUCAAGCGAACGGUCAAGACGGAUGUUAAGACUAUGCCCUGCUGGCACAAGAUAACUCCUGCCAAGUUCCAGCAUCAUCUCAAGCCCCGGCUUCCACUUCUCGAUAGCCCGCUCGACAACGAAGACCAGGUUGUUGACUUUUUUGGCAAGAUCAUAGAUGCUCUACACGUUACUAUGAUGGAGAACGUGCCCAGAAGGUCCUGCGGCAUCAGACCUCAAGUUCAGCGAGUCAAGCAGCUGGCAUCCAAGUUGAGAAAACGACUUGCAGAGUUGGACGCUCUCAAGAAGAAGGAUCAGACGCCCAAGACAAUGCGGAGAAUAUCCUUUCUCGAACGCGACCUCGAUAGGUUGAACACUGAGAUGUGGGACGCGUCCGACCGCGACAAGAUUCGACGUCCCUCCGCGAGGGAGCUAUUCAACGUGUUCAGGUUGGCCAAGGGCAGAUCUCAACCACUUCAGUUCGCUCAAACUCCAACACUCAGGUACAAGGACGACAGUGCAACGGUCAAUGAAACGCAACUUGCGGUCUCGGAUGAGCAGAAGAUUGAGAUGAUCAAGAAGGUCAAGUUCCGCAACAACAACAAUCCCGAGUCAAAGAGGAUCUUGGACGAUCCUGGUCCAAGGCACGACCCCCAGCGAGAGGACAUCUAUAUGUCCCGGGAUAUCGAUGCCGAGAAGCUCCGGACAAUCGUCAAGAAUCUCAAGAACAACAAAGCCCCAGGACCGGACAAGGUUCCCAACGAAGCGAUCAAGCUCGGCAUGGAGCUUCUGCUGCCUUACUUUGUGCUUGGAUUCAGAGCCUGCCUCAACCUAUCACUUCACCCCGCAAACUUCAAGGACAGCAUCAUCGUCAUGCUACUGAAGGCUGGUAAGGAGCCCGAUAAGCCCGAGUCUUAUCGGCCCAUUUCAUUACUCUCAACCGUCGGCAAGCUUUACGAAAAGAUCCUCGCCGACAUGAUGACUGAUGCCUUGAAGGAAAAUCCACAUCUCCUUCCCGCAACACAGUUCGGUAACAAGACAACAACGGAGGCCCUGCAAUAUCUUUUCCGUAUCAUCUUCAGCACUUGGUGCUCUAACAGCGAUGACGUUGUCACGAUUCUCGGUCUGGACAUGAGCAGCGCCUACGAUAACGUCUUUCGCCAGAGGCUUUUGCAAACCUUGUACGACAAAGGCUUCCCCAGAUGGUUUGUUGACAUCAUCGGGCUUGUGCUUUCACUACGAGAUGCCACUAUGCGUUUGCCGGGUAUCAUCUCUGAUCCUUUCGAAAUGAACACAGGAAUUCCCCAAGGCUCGCCCCUCUCUGCUGUCCUCUUCUACUUCUUUGUUUCCCCUCUCGUGGAGCGAACGUUCCCUCCCCGACUCAUCUACGUCGACGGCAAGAAGGAGACGGUCCGCCUAUACCAGUUCUCUUUCGUGGAUGACGUCUACUACAUCGCCGUCUCUCGCAGCUACGUCAUCAACUGCCGAGGACUUGAAAUCCUCCAUGAGCAGAUGAUGCCCAUCGCUAAGGAGCUGUUCAUCGCGUUCGGUGCUCACAAGUACCAUGUCAUGCACAUGAGAAAACCAACCGUUCGAGAACCGGCACACAACCAGGUGAGGCCCAAGAUCGAUGGUUUCGUCGAGGAGGUCCAGGAGAAGAUGACAAUCCUUGGUGUGUUGGUGGAUUCUCAGAUGACCUUUGACCUUCAUGUAACCGAGAUCAUCAACAAGUGCAGACAGAGACUGGGUUACAUGAUGCGGAUCUCGGGGAGUACAUGGGGCCCUGACAUGUACGCAAUCCGUCAAUACUACUUGACGCUGAUUCGUCCUGUCAUUACCUACGCUUGUGGAGCUUGGUUCAUCAAGCAGAGCGAGGGAGUCAGCCCGCCCCUGCAUUUUGGUCUCCACAAGAAGUUGAUUGGCCGACUUCAGUCACUGCAAUCUGAAUGCCUUCGUUUCGUCUCCGGUGCCUUUGGUUGCGUUGCUGGUACCUUGGUCGAGAAGGAGCUGUUCAUCGAGAACAUGUGGACUACCUUGCACUCUCAGGCCACGUUGCAACGUGCUAUGAGCUUUACUUCCCAUGAUCCGCGAUGGAGGUACCUGUCUUGCAGUGAUGGUUCCUCAAAGGCUAGGAUCCAGAACCCAAUCAAGAUCUUGGACGAUGAGGCAGGAAAGGUGCUGGAAGGCGCCUUGGACUAUCAGAUCCUGGUGUCUCAGGAGUCGGAUGAUCCUUCUUAUGCGCAGGCCAUAGCAGAUCGCUUUGCAGACCGGAAGGGUCGUGGCAAGAUAGUGGGAUCCCAUAUCAAGUGGCUGGCAGCCCAAGACUGUCAGGACUUAUGGCAGAGGUACAUUGAAGAUCGCGAGGACACUCAACUCGCAGCUGGAAAGUCUCGGUCGCAGUUGAGACUCCCAGUUGCCUUGACGGAGGAAUGGGGGAAACACAGCCUUCGCUACUACAAGGGUUUGACCCGGGCCCAGAGUACCAUGCUGUUCCAAUGCAGAACAGAGUUCAUUGGCCUCAAGUACCAUCUCUUCAGGAUCAAGCUAGGCGAUGCUCCAUACUGCCGUUGCAACAAAUCUCGAGAAACCCCCUUUCACCUCUUCGUCGAAUGUCCAUUCCUCGAGGAUCAGCGAAAGUUUUUAUUCCGAAAACUUCAACACAACAGCUUCUCUACACUGCUCACUCUCGACGGAAGAGUCGCGGCCGAUUGGGCCAUCACAUACUUCGACAUCGAGCAGUUUGAUAAUGUGAGAAAGAAGUCUACCACUUUCGUUUUCGACCCCAGCUUCAUCUCGCCCCGUGAGGAGCGGACAUCCACUUCUAACUCCCCACAGUCAACCCUGCCAGGGCGGACACUGGCAUUGUAUGCCACUGGUAUCACACUGCUGGAUAGCGCUCAAGGCCCCUCUACGACUCGAAGGGCAGUCCCCACUGCAUUGUUUGGUGUCCCGGCAGACUUGCGUAACAGAUGA
Molecule: messenger RNA, 4251 nt
Organism: Fusarium subglutinans
Lineage: Eukaryota; Fungi; Ascomycota; Sordariomycetes; Hypocreales; Nectriaceae
Exons: 1
Coding region: 1-4251 (1416 amino acids)
Molecular function (GO): catalytic activity
Source: RefSeq, a predicted model, not a curated record